AUGGUUUCCCCCGCCAUGCUCCGCUUCGCCGCGGGCGCCGCCUUGUUGGCCGGUGUCAACGGCCAGUCGACCACCUCGACCACCGUCGUCGCUCCGACUACGACCGUGACGCCUAGCACCACGGUCACCGUCGCUCAGCCCACGACCACUGUCACCAGCGGCGGAACCACCACCACUCUGACAUCGACCGCCGGCUCUUCCAGCAGCAGCUCGGAUUCCUCUGGCACCUCCAUCGUGACCAGUGUUGGCAGCUCCACCGUCACCGUCAUUGCUCCCACGAGCACCUCGCUGACUACCGACUCCACCCUCAGCAGCGGAGCCAGCACCGUCCCGAGCACCACCGAGACCUCCGUCUCCACCUCCUCCGCCUCGGUCUCCUCCGACCCGGGCAGCGGCACCGCCAUCACCUCGACCACCACCACCGUCCUCACCACCUCGGCCCUCAACACCACCGGUCCCGUCGUCGUCCUCCCCACCUUUUCCAGCUCGACCGUGACCCUCCCCAACAACAGCACCAUCGUCGUCCCUAUUCCGGUCGACCCCACCACCACCACCACCACCGGCCCCAUCGUCACCACCCCUCCCGUCUUCCCCAACGGCACCGCCCCCAUUACCAUUCCUCCCCCGGUGACAACCACUACCUGCAACUACAACGGCACCUGCAACGUCGUCACCCUUCCCCCCUGCGUAACAAUCACCUCCUGCUACAACGGCCUAUGCCGCCCCGUCACGACAAUCACCUACCCCCUCCCGCCCGUCAUCACGGCGCCCACGGUGACAACAAUCACCCGCUGCAAUUACAAUGGUACCUGCUCAACCUGGACUCGCACAAAGUACGUCCCCGCCACGAGCACGAACCCCCUCGUCUACACCGACUGCUCGACCUUGACAUCGACCUAUACCACCUGCAACAAUGCCGUCUGCAGCACCGUCACGACGACGACCACCUCGUCUUUUACUCGGCAGGGAACCCCUACCCCCACUGGCCCCGGCGGUUCGACCCUGGUUACGAAGCCCUCGGUCCCGGCCUCGCCUCCGUCCAACCCUCCUUCCAACCCUCCUUCCAAUCCUCCGUCCAACCCUCCUUCCAAUCCUCCUUCCAACCCUCCUUCCAACCCUCCCUCCAACCCUCCCUCCAACCCUCCCUCGCAGCCCCCGGCGAACCCUCCGGCGAACCCUCCGGCAAACCCCCCGUCGAACCCCACCAACCCACCGGGCAAACCGCCCUCUGGCAACCCUCCGGCCACCACCCCUGCCGUCCCUACUACUGUCAGCGGCACCCGUCCCGUCGCCACGUCUUCCACCGCCGUGGUGACCGCCGGCGAGCCCGCUCUGAUGGCCGUCAAUGCGGUGCCGUUGAUGAGCCUUCUUGGUGCGGUUGCUGUUGGUGCGGUUGUCUUUUUGUAG
Messenger RNA from Colletotrichum orchidophilum, 1407 nucleotides. RefSeq lists its product as uncharacterized. The transcript has a single exon. The record is from RefSeq and is a predicted model, not a curated record. Bases 1 to 1407 code for a protein of 468 amino acids. Lineage: Eukaryota; Fungi; Ascomycota; Sordariomycetes; Glomerellales; Glomerellaceae.